CACAAUGUGAAAAAAAAAAGGAAGUAACAUAUGGGUGUGGUCAACUAACGGUUAGCCUUUGCUGCAGGCUGUUGGAUGCUGCUCUGAACCCGACACACUCUUUCAGAAUGAAAAUGAAGACACUCUGGGGAGGAGUCGUACUGUUUGUGUCACUCUUCUACAGAGGCAGUGAUGCUGUAAAUAUAACAUCCUACCCAGAAACCCAGAACUCCUCAACGCCUUUUGUCACCAAUGACCCAACGCAAACCACCAGAGAUGCCUUGGCAACAAAUGAUUCCAGUAUAGCUGAACUGCUCAGCACAGCACAAAAUGAUACUGAGCAUCAAAGUGAACAUGUUACUGCUACAGACAGCUCCAUAGUGGAACCAUCUACUACAGUGGAAUCAACCACCAUGGCACCACAGCAUCAAAGUGAACAUGUUGCUGCUACAGACAGCUCCAUAGUGGAACCAUCUACUACAGUGGAAUCAACCCCCAUGGCACCACAGCAGGAGUCCACACAAGCAGAGAAAGUUACUGAUAUCCUGAGCAAGACAUCUGAAAAGAAACAGGGAGGGUCCGUCUAUUAUGACAUAGAAAGGGACAAUCACUUCCAUUAUGAUUAUUCAUCUCUGAGGCAGGCGGGCCUGAGCAUUGCUGCUGUUCUCUUCGUGCUGGGCAUCAUGGUGGUCACAUGUGGCAAAAUGAAACGGAUACCUCGCUGUCGCGUGUCCAAGGGGAGGUCGUACGAGGUGACCAGAAUGUAACGCAGGCCGGAGAACAUCACCAGCCUGCAGGAGAGCAGCAGAUUCUCAUGAUCAUCCAGUCGGACCUGUUCUCACAGCACUGUGUGUGUGUGUUUAUGUGGAGGGGGGUGUUAAUCAGUUGAACACUGCGUCAUCAGGACUGGAUGGAGAGGUGGUCUGUUUGUGCAGAUGUUUUAGAGUCUUGAAAUAGGAGUGUUUUCCACUAUUGCACAUACACAGUAUGCACUAUUGCACAUACACAGUAUGCACUAUAGACGCAGUAUAUGUGUGUAGUGUGCAUGUGUUUGUGUCAUUUUCAGGACAAAGAUGUCCUCAGUUUGUAGUAAAACAAGGGCUAACUUAUAACUUCAGAACCAGCAAAGUGUACAGAUGUUAUUUUUCAAUUUUUCUUUUAUUUUUUCAAUUUUUUUUUUCUUUUUUGUAACAGAAAAAAAAAAAUGGUCAAUGAUGUUAAGAUUCGGGUUAAGGUUAAGGUUUUUACAUGUAAUAUAUAUGGAACUUAUCGUUGCUGUCAAGCAAAAACCUCAUAUCUAAAUUUUUUGUCAUUUUCUUAUUUUCUCUCUUUUUUUCUUGUUUUUGUUUCUUUUUUUAUUUGCCUUGUGUAAACUGUUAUGAUCAAAGGGCCAACAGAAAACGUCUAAAACUACUAUUGCUUCCUUUUUUUCUCUUUUUCUCUUAUAAGUUAAGAAUAUUUUUCCAUCUCCUACCAAGUUACUGUUUUAGACAUACAAGGUUUUGUUCUGACAGCAACAAUAUUAUACAGGCACAUUACACAUAUCAUCGCUGCCCAUAAACAAGUGUCUCCAUUCUUGUUGUUUUUCUUUUUUUUGACAUAAUUUCAGAAAAUCAGCUGCCUUUUACAUUGUGUGAGAAUUUCAUGACGAAUGGACCAAUAGAAAUGCUCCAAAAUUGCGUGAAGUAAAAUCUCUUUACCUUAACUUGCAUUAAAAGUAAAGAACAUUUUUGCCUUCUCCUGUAAACUUGCCAUUUUCUUUGGACAGCAAUGAUAUGUGUAAUACAUUCAGGACAAGCUAUUAUUACAUACAGGUACUUACAUACAGUACUGUGCAAAAGUCAGAGACCACUCUUCAUUUAGAUCAUUUCCAAUCAAACAGCUGUCCAAAUCCUUUUUUAGCAUCAGGACGAAAGCAGAAAGUAUAUAUUUAACUGAAAAUUACACAGAACUAGGUGUAAUAUCAGAUACUUCAAUGUUUAAUGUGUCCACUCUUUAUGUUAUUAGAGCUUCCAGUCUUUUCAGGAGACUCACUUUCAGUUUUUCAAAGAAAUCGGUAGGAA
Colossoma macropomum (tambaqui) is the source of this 2042-nucleotide messenger RNA. It is a transcript of the gene fxyd5, whose product is annotated as FXYD domain containing ion transport regulator 5. NCBI's taxonomy places the organism in Eukaryota, Metazoa, Chordata, Actinopteri, Characiformes, Serrasalmidae. Bases 108 to 746 code for a protein of 212 amino acids. Gene Ontology annotation, biological process: regulation of sodium ion transmembrane transporter activity. Gene Ontology annotation, molecular function: sodium channel regulator activity. The transcript has 9 exons. The record is from RefSeq and is a predicted model, not a curated record. Gene Ontology annotation, cellular component: membrane.